Molecule: messenger RNA, 999 nt
Organism: Penicillium verhagenii
Lineage: Eukaryota; Fungi; Ascomycota; Eurotiomycetes; Eurotiales; Aspergillaceae
Product: RNA polymerase III-inhibiting protein MAF1
Exons: 2
Coding region: 1-999 (332 amino acids)
Biological process (GO): negative regulation of transcription by RNA polymerase III
Cellular component (GO): nucleus
Molecular function (GO): RNA polymerase III core binding
Source: RefSeq, a predicted model, not a curated record
AUGAAGUUUCUUCCUUUGCCAGAGUUUGAGGAUGUCACGGGCUCUUUGAACUUCGAUACAGCCGACUGCCAUAUCGUCGGUGCAUGCGAUCUGUACACCACCAAGGCUGCCCGAUCUGACCGGAAACUGUACAACCACAUCGAACAUGCUCUGGAAGCACAGUACGAAUCAAUUCUCCGCUUUUCCGCCUCCUUAUCUCCUCCCAAUGCCCACGAUGCCGCCGAAACAUUGAACCUAUCGCGAUCCAGCCCCUUCGGCCCCCUGAGCGAUCACUCCAGUCGUCGAACAUUCGCCUACUUGAUCGCGACCCUCAAUGCCAGCCACCCAGACUAUGACUUCUCAAAUGUGUUGCGCCCGACCGAUUUCCGCCGGGAGCGUCAUUUAAAGCGGGUCAUGAACACUGUCAACUCCACACUGUACAACCUGCGACCGCGCGAUUCAAUCGACCUGUCCCCAUCAUCUCCCGCGACUCUCUCGGGAUCACACAAUACCGGAUACCCCUGGGGUCCGCGGAUGUGGAGAAUUAUGGAUGAACAUAUGUCGUUGAAGGAAUGCUCGGUGUAUUCUUAUUCGCCGGACGAGGAUCCGUCUGACUCUGAUGAUGGGGCCAUCUGGAGCUUGCAUUACUUCUUCUUCAAUCCGCUGCGCAAGCGCGUUUGUUAUAUUCACCUGCGGGCGAUCCCAAUCCUCAGUCAUACACCGCCAGAGGAGGGCGUCAGCACACCGACUGGCAAGCGUACAUUCGACGAUGGGUAUCUCACACCCGAUCUCAGUUCCAGCAAGCGUACCCGCUAUUGGUUCGGACCCCGUGGCGAGUCGUCGCUCCGCAACAGCGAAUCCGAUGAUGACGACUUGGGUCACCCAUCGCAGGCUCCGCAUCCGAUUUCGGAUGACGAUGAUCAGUACAUGCUCAGCGAUGAGGAGAUUCAGUCUCGCUCUGGCCACAAGGGUAUGGUGCGUGCAAUGAGUGAGGAGAUGAUGGACACGAUGGAAGUUUGA